ACAUUUCCCCCCAGAAAGCAUAGAGUGAAAUUGGAAUCGCCAAACGCUCCUGCCAAAGCCCUUCGUUCCUCCGCCACCGACCAUCGACCGACGCCUCGGAAGCCCCAUCGGCGCCGCCGUAGACCGGCGGCUCCGUGGCAACCGCAGUCGCACUUCACGCCGCGUAGCAGCGACCGCCGCAAUCGCCGCGGCCGCGCUCCAUCGUACGCAGCCACCGCAGCAUCGGCUGAGCGCUCGCGGCCGCCGCCACAGCCCCUGAGACCUGGAGAUGGAGUAUCCCCUGAAUUUGUGAGGUUGAGUCAAGAGACCCCCCACCGAUGCGGAGAUCAUUGGCAAUAUCCUCCCUGGUUGGACGUUUAACUCAAUAUGGAGUGGUUCGUGUCGAGAAACUUGGUUCCAGUUACACUACAAUGGUCCAGUCUCAUAUAUAUGGAAAUUGCACUGGUGGAGCAGAAGAGUCAUCAUUAAAGGUAGAGGGUGAUGCUCAUGCUGCCUUACAUGGUGGGCAGGAAAUAGAAAGAUCACAGAAGCCCAGGAUCGGAGAAAAUGUUUCGAGAAACGAUAGGUUCAAUUUUCUAAUUAGCACACUCUUUGAUCUGAAGGACAGCAAACAAUCAGUUUAUGGUGCUCUGGAUGCCUGGGUUGCAUGGGAACAAAAAUUUCCACUUGCUUCAAUUAGGAGGGCAUUGAUUGUUCUUGAGAAACAACACCAGUGGCAUAGGAUAGUCCAGGUAAUUAAAUGGAUGCUGAGCAAGGGACAGGGAAACACAAUGGGUACAUAUGGAAUGUUGAUCCGGGCUCUAGACAUGGAUCAUAGAGCGGAAGAAGCCCACAGAUUUUGGGUGAAGAAAAUCGGUAGUGAUCUACAUUCUGUACCAUGGAGUCUGUGCACCAGCAUGAUAGCAAUCUACUAUCGAAACAAUAUGCUGGAGCAUCUUAUAAAGCUUUUCAAAGGCCUUGAAUCUUUUGAUCGGAAGCCACCAGAGAAGUCAAUAGUUCAGAAGGUGGCAGAUGCAUACGAGGUUUCAGGCCUAGUUGAAGAGAAAACAAGAAUUUUAGAGAAAUAUGAUUGUCUUUUCACAGAAUCACCCAAAGGCUCCAUGAAACAUACCAAAUCCAGUUCAAAGAAGGGGAAGAAAUCAGAUUAAUUUCUGUGUAAUGAAAACGAAUGGUGCUGAUUGGAGCCAAUAUAUGAUGGUAGUGAAUUUAUCAUCUCAAGUCCAAAAGAAAGAAUUUCGUAUCGGUUCAUGUAUUUAAGCAUGAUGUGGAUGGGAUUUUCUUUCAUGUAUCCAAAAGAAAGAAUCUCGAGCCAAUCAAAGUUGUGGAUGGGAUUUGUUUUCCUGCCAAUGGCGUUAUGAUGUAUUGGUGUGGUGAUAAUAAAUUCUAUGCAUACCGUUGCUCAAAUUCCCCGAAAAGUUCAUGUGAUACAUGUUCUUUGAGUAUUCAACAUCGAUGGUUCUGUUGAGCUGUUUUCCUUUUUAAACUUCUCUGAGCAUAUAGCAUUUCGCAUCUCUCAUAUUUUUCAA
Eucalyptus grandis is the source of this 1526-nucleotide messenger RNA. Its product is annotated as pentatricopeptide repeat-containing protein At4g18975, chloroplastic. Bases 318 to 1148 code for a protein of 276 amino acids. Gene Ontology annotation, molecular function: protein binding. The record is from RefSeq and is a predicted model, not a curated record. The transcript is spliced from 8 exons. Lineage: Eukaryota; Viridiplantae; Streptophyta; Magnoliopsida; Myrtales; Myrtaceae.